GGAAGGUUGAUGAGGUGGAGUUUUGGUAUAGGUUGUUCAUCCGUUUCUUUCUAUAAUCAGAACCUUGUCUUCUACGAGACGGCAGAGGCAAACCUUUGACUUUUUUAAUUAUAUAAUUUUGUCUUUCCAAUGAUUCUUUUUGAUUUCUCCGUCAAAUAUUGGUGAUAGUCUCCCAAAGACCAAUAAACCUGACAGAAAACAGAGACAAGCAAAGGAGAGGAGGAAGAAGAAGAAGAAGACGAAGCCAUGUGUUGUUGCUGCUGUGAUGAUGACUGCGAGUGCAGGCCUCUGGGGUUUCUGCUUGGCCUGCCCUUCGCCUUCCUCUCCAUUCUCUUGUCCAUCAUUGGAGUCGUAGUUUGGAUCGUCGGGUUGGUGCUGAGCUGCAUCUGUCCCUGUUGCUUCUGCGUGACUAUCUUGGUUGAGUUUGCACUGGGCCUUAUAAGAGCUCCUAUCGCCGUGAUGAAGUGGUUCACCUCCAAGAUCCCUUGUUAGAGGUCUUCAUUGGAAUGUUGAGUUCGAUAGGCACAUGCUGUUAACCCAAAUUCCAUGGAAACCGGGUGAUUCAUUGAUUUCUUGAUGUUAUCCCAGGAGCUUGGUUUUGAUAUGGAAUGAGUGAGAAUUAGUUGUUUCACUACACAUCUUUCUUUUCAUUGUCCAUAUUUUGAGUAAUAACGUUCUUUUAGGGUUA
Messenger RNA from Punica granatum (pomegranate), 688 nucleotides. Lineage: Eukaryota; Viridiplantae; Streptophyta; Magnoliopsida; Myrtales; Lythraceae. The record is from RefSeq and is a predicted model, not a curated record.